Molecule: messenger RNA, 1718 nt
Organism: Biomphalaria glabrata
Lineage: Eukaryota; Metazoa; Mollusca; Gastropoda; Planorbidae
Product: GATA zinc finger domain-containing protein 14-like
Exons: 7
Coding region: 41-1624 (527 amino acids)
Biological process (GO): removal of superoxide radicals
Molecular function (GO): superoxide dismutase activity; copper ion binding
Source: RefSeq, a predicted model, not a curated record
AUCUUAUGUUAACCUUUGCAGAAGUAUUAAAUAUUUAUCUAUGAAACCGAUGCAAAUGUUUAAUUUACGGGUACUAUUUUUUGUUUCGAUUCUUGUUAUUUUGUCAGUUCAUUGUCAAAAAUUCAGUAAAAAAGAUAAACAUUUGAAUGAACAAUAUAAACCUAAUCUAAAAAUUAAAGAAAACAAAUUUAUCAAUAUAGGUGGCAAUGUCAGUUUGAACGAUACCAUUGAGCAAAAUAUUACAAGUGAAGAAACUCAAGACAAUAAAGAAAAUAUGAAUGAAACUAUCAGUUUAAAAACUGUCAACGCAAAAGAAAAUGUUACAUCCGUAAAGACUCAAACUAUGACCAGCCAGAUUGAGUUCUUGAAUGCAUCCACUCACAUUUCUGAUUUGGACAUAGUCAAUAUAACCCAAGAUGAAACAUUAUCAAAUUCUUCGGAGUCUUACAAAAAACCAUCUACGUCUUGUGACUGCCAUGUACAUCAUCUAAUGGAUAAAUUAAAGAAAGACUUUUCAUCUAUGAGAACAUACGUUAAAGAGAGACACAAUCCAAUUCAGAUCCACAUUUACAAGGGAGAAAAGAUAAAAUCAUCACAAAUGUCAGAGCCCUCAAAAGAUAACGAUAAAAAAGAACUAGGCAAAGGAAAAACAAAAGAUCAAUCUAAAAGCUACUCAAAACAAUUGAAUAAAAAUGAUGAUGAUAAUUUACAAGACCAUGUGCAUGUUCAUUCAAAAGGAAACCUUAGACACAACCACUCUAAAUAUAACCAUAUUCAUUCACUCAACAACCAAGAUCUUCGUCGAAAUUAUCAAAAUGGUCAUAGCAAUGUUAAAUACAAACCUAAAAAUACUAAAUUUCAUAACCAAAUUAGACAUGAUCAUUAUGAACCAAGUGUUUCUAGACAAAGACAUUUUAAAGUACAAGAGACUCAUAUCCACUUAAAUAUUCAAGUGUCUGGACGAAAUGAGGAAGAUGCUAAAGAAAAAGAGCGCCAUAAAAUGAGGGUAGAACAAAUAAAAAAGGAGGGACUACUGGAAAAAGACCUUACAGCUAAGAAUGAAAUACCCAUUUUUGCUCGCUGUGAUAUGAAGACCUAUAACUCUGGACAUAAUAUAUCCGGUACAGUUUUCCUACACCAGCUGCCAGGACAGUAUCUGAAGGUUGAGGUUCAGUUACAUGGGUUUUCUGUUCAGUCAAACCAUACAAGUACCGACAUCAAAGAAGAGAAGCAGUUUUUAAAUCUAUCAAGCAACGACAUUUCACUAAAUAAGCAGCUUCAUGGCUUUCAUGUUCAUGAAUUUGGUGACUCUAGUAAAGGAUGUCAUUCUAUGGGAGGCCACUUCAACCCGGAAGGCGUUCAUCACGGUUAUCGUAAUAAUAGCCACGGACAUGUCGGUGACUGGGGAAACAUUGACGUUGAUAUGUAUGGAGACUCAAAUUCCAACUUUACUGUUCAGGCUGCUUCACUUAUUGGACCUAACUCUAUCUUAGGACGCGGAAUUGUGGUUCACUCUCAGCGGGAUGAUCUAGGUAAAGGAGACUCUCCAACUAGUAAAACAACAGGUGAUGCGGGAGGAAGAAUCGCUUGCUGUAACAUUGUCUUGACAAAGCCAAUACAUUAGGAAGAAGAAACAGCACCAAUACAUUCUAACAAUAUCUUUGAAUAUUGUAAAAAAAAAGUUAGAAAAUAUAACUUAAUAAAUAACUGAUUCAUUU